AUGGGGAGCUUGGGAGAAGAAGAUUUAGAGAAGCUUGUGAUCGAUUAUAUUGAGUCUCCGAUCAUAGUCGUCUCCGAUGAUGUGGAGAAAUCUUCAAGAGCUCUUAUCACUCUUCAGGAGAUUCUUGUGACACAAGGACAAAAAGAGAAGGAAAUAGAAGAGAAGAUUAAGUCGUUUAUCAAGAGAAGAAGAUUAUUCUAUGAAGGAGACGAUGAGAAGAGAGAUGUGAUGAAGAAGAUCGUCUCUAAGCUUAGAUCUGAUGGCUACGAUGCUUCUAUCUCUAAAACCUCAUGGGAUUCUUCUUUUGAUCGCCGUGAAGGAUGUAGAGUGUUUAGGUGCUCGAGGAAGUACGAGUACAUAAACAUCAUGGUGACGAGUGAUCGCGACAGUGAUGACGUAAGCGACGCGAGACGUGUGAUAGUUGAUCUUGAUUUCAAAUGUCAGUUCGAGCUAGCGAAACAGACAAAAGGUUACAAAGACGUGACUGAGAUGCUUCCGACACUUUUUGUUGCGACAGAAGAGAGACUCAAGAGAGUUGUUUCGUUGGUUUGUGGUGAGAUGAAAAAUUCGAUGAAGGAAGAAGGAAUGCCUCGACCUCCAUGGAGGUCUACGAGAUACAUGCAAGCCAAGUGGAUGUCUGAUAAUCGUCGAAGAGCCUCUGCUUCUAAGAGAGAGUCUUGGUUUGUUCUUGAAGAAGGUGAUUCUGAUGGGAAUAAAACUACGUGUUGCCUUCCUAUUUUCUGA
Molecule: messenger RNA, 744 nt
Organism: Microthlaspi erraticum
Lineage: Eukaryota; Viridiplantae; Streptophyta; Magnoliopsida; Brassicales; Brassicaceae
Source: the annotation of a GenBank genome assembly